GAGAGACCAGCGGGCGGAAGAGAACACGGGCGUUUGUGUUAUUCUUCCCCCCACGACGGUGGUGCCAGGCGCUGGUCCUCCUGUUCUCUAGUCGUGGUUGGCAGAAGAGAGGAGAUACUCGCAGUGGCAUCACCCAUAAUUGGCCCUCAUUAACGAGAUGUUGAGGUUAAUGACCCCCCACGCUUUCCUCCUCGGCCUCGCGGUCUUCCUGGCGGGCGUGAGUGUGCUUUUGGGUGAGGGCGUGGGCGUGUGGGCGGGGAAGAGCGGCGUCGGAGAAGGGGCACUGAAAAAGGGGCGUGUCAAGAGGGUGGAGCCUAAGUUUGUGACGCCUCACAAGCUUGACAACCGCCGCCGACAUGACUGGAACAUGUUCGACGAGGAAGGGGAAUCCUCGACGCGUAGAAAACGGGCACCGAAGAAAACGGGAAGAAUGGCUGCCGAGGAAAAAUACAAAUUCGAAAUGGAAAAAGGAAAGAAGAUGGACAGGCGCACGAGGAACGUGAGAAGAGCAGAAAACGAGGGAGAAUGGAGGAGUGAAGGAGAGAGAAAGAGAAUGAGGAAAAUGAGACCAUCAGAAGAUGAAGGCGAAUGGAGGGGUAAAGGAAAAAGAAAGAAAAUGAGAGCAGGAAAGGCGGGAGAAUCGAGGAAUGCAGGUGAAAAAAAGGGACGCAAGGAAGAGAAAAGAGCAAAGAAAAGAGGAGGAGGAGGAGGAGGACAAAGAGGAAAGGAACACGGAGGCACGGAUGCAAAUAAUGGAAAGCGAACAUCAGGUAAAGUAAAAUACGGAAGAAAGAAGGGAGAAAAAUUGAAGAAGAAGACAGAAGAAGCGAAUAAAGAGGGAAGGAAAGAAGUCAAAAAGGUGGCAAAGAAGGUAGAUGACGCCAUGCGAAGGAAAGUCGCGACGAAAGACAAAGAUGAGAAAGGAAGUGGAGAGGAAACGUAUGUUUUGGGAGUUACAACGAAGUUUAGCUCGAGCUCUAAAGGAAAGUGCAUAGCAACGGGCGCCGUUCUGGGAAAAGAUUCGGUGGUGGUGUACACGACUAAUCAGAAGAAGAAGAGCAAGUGUAAGAUAAAGAUUAGGGGCAAGAAGGGUACAAAACUGACGAUGCAAUGCAGUCGUUUUUCGCUCGAGGACAGUGGCUGCAGCGCCGAGAUGCUACAAGUGACCGACAAGGGAAGCAAAGAAACAACCAAAUUCUGCAAAGACGACACCCCAACGUUUUCCUUGUCAACCAACAACCAAAUUCAACUCAAAUACAACAAGAAGAAAUUCAGGAAAAAGGACGAAGAACUCAGUUUGGGUUUCGUGUGUAAAGUGGCCGUCGAAGGUUCGACCCAAGCUGACCUCCUUCUGGGAAAUGAGGCCGACUGUGGGAAAACCUUUGACUUGGAGGUCGGUCAGUCAGCUGUGGUUGCGUCCACGGCCUCGGGAGGGAGCUGCUCCAUCACUCUUAAUGGGAAGUCCGGAUCUGUGCUCAGUAUUGAAUGUCCUCACCUCAGUUUCAAGAGGAAAUGCAGAGCUGAGGAUCUUUACGUCGAAGAUCUGAACGAGUAUGAGAGUUUUAGACUGUGCAAAGGCUCCACUGACCUGCCGUUCACCGUUACGACGUCCAGCAUGAGGUUGACUUAUAGCAGGGACAAGGCUACGCAAUGGGGCCAAUUCGUAUGCCGGAUUACCGCUGUUGUUUCCCUGGUACGUGUCAUGCCCUCCCCUGCUAUCGGGGUCAAGACUGUUGCUAAUAGGGAGGUUUCCGCGACAUAA
Messenger RNA from Penaeus chinensis, 1762 nucleotides. RefSeq lists its product as uncharacterized. The transcript has 10 exons. NCBI's taxonomy places the organism in Eukaryota, Metazoa, Arthropoda, Malacostraca, Decapoda, Penaeidae. The record is from RefSeq and is a predicted model, not a curated record. The coding region runs from base 158 to 1762 and encodes 534 amino acids.